AUGUAUAAAUUCUUUAAACUCUCAAUUUUUUUUUCUUUUUGUCAUAAUCUCCAUAAUCUUGGUUUAAACUUCCUUUCUCUUUCCUUUUCCUUUUGUCUUUCCUUUUCCUUUCUUUCUUUUUUUUUUCCCUUUUCUUUCUUUCUCUUUCUUUUUCUCUUUUCUUUCUUUCUCUUUCUUUUUUCUCUUUUCUUUCUUUCUCUUUCUUUUUUCUCUUUUCUUUCUUUCUCUUUCUUUUUCUCUUUUCUUUCUUUCUCUUUCUUUUUUCUCUUUUCUUUCUUUCUCUUUCUUUUUUCUUUCUUUUUUCUUUCUUUUUCUCUCUUUCUUUCUUUCUCUUUCUUUUUCUCUUUCUUUCUCUUUCUUUUCUUUUUCUCUUUUCUUUCUUUUUCUCUUUCUUUUUCUUUUUUCUCUUUUUUUUCUUUUUCUUUCUUUUUUAUCUUUUCUUUCUUUCUCUUUCUUCUUUUUCUUUCUUUCUCUUUCUUUUCUCUUUUCUUUCUUUCUCUUUCUUUUUUCUCUUUUCUUUCUUUCUCUUUCUUUCUCUUUUUUUUUCUUUCUCUUUCUUUUUAUCUUUUCUUUCUUUCUUUUUUUUCUCUUUUCUUUUCUUUCUUUUUUAUCUUUUCUUUCUCUUCUUUCUCUUUUUUUCUUUCUUUCUCUUUCUCUUUCUUUUUUUCUUUCUCUUUUCUCUUUUCUUUUUCUUUUUUCUUUCUUUUUAUCUUUUCUUUCUCUUUCUCUUUUAUCUUUUCUUUUCUUUCUUUUCUUUUUUCUCUUUUCUUUUUUUUCUUUUCUUUCUUUUUCUUUUUUUCUUUUCUUUUCUUUCUUUUCUUUCUUUUUCUUUUCUUUUCUUUUUUCUUUUCUUUCUUUCUUUCUCUUUCUCUUUUCUUUCUUUCUCUUUCUCUUUUCUUUCUUUCUCUUUCUCUUUUCUUUCUUUCUCUUUUAUCUUUCUUUCUCUUUCUUUUUAUCUUUUCUUUCUUUCUCUUUCUUUUUUAUCUUUUCUUUCUUUCUCUUCUCUUUUUUAUCUUUUCUUUCUUUCUCUUCUCUUUUUUAUCUUUUCUUUCUUUCUCUUCUCUUUUUUAUCUUUUCUUUCUUUCUCUUCUUUUUUAUCUUUUCUUUCUUUCUCUUUUCUUUUUUUUCUUUUUUCUUUUUUUUCUUCUCUUUUUUUCUUUUCUUUCUUUCUCUUCUCUUUUUUAUCUUUUCUUUCUUUCUCUUCUCUUUUUUAUCUUUUCUUUCUUUCUCUUCUCUUUUUUAUCUUUUCUUUCUUUCUCUUCUCUUUUUUAUCUUUUCUUUCUUUCUCUUCUCUUUUUUAUCUUUUCUUUCUUUCUCUUCUCUUUUUUAUCUUUUUUUUCUUUUCUCUUCUCUUUUUUUCUCUUCUCUUUUUUUCUCUUCUCUUUUUUUCUUUUCUCUUUUUUUCUUUUCUCUUUUUUUCUUUUCUCUUUCAUCCCAAUCAAGGCAGUAAAGCCACAGACAUAG
Messenger RNA from Acanthosepion pharaonis, 1464 nucleotides. Lineage: Eukaryota; Metazoa; Mollusca; Cephalopoda; Sepiida; Sepiidae. The record is from the annotation of a GenBank genome assembly.